Messenger RNA from Clunio marinus, 210 nucleotides. The record is from the annotation of a GenBank genome assembly. NCBI's taxonomy places the organism in Eukaryota, Metazoa, Arthropoda, Insecta, Diptera, Chironomidae.
AUGGCAAUGAGAACAUUCUAUGAAAAGAUAAACAAAGACACAAAGAAACUUCUUAAGAAAUUUAAUUUACCAGCAAGUGACUUGCACUUUGUUCGUCACUUACGAGAUGUAAUAGAACUAAUAACUUCAUCUUUACUACAUUUAAAGUGCGGUGAGAUUGCAUUGAAUCAUGAAAGGGAUGGGAAAUGUUUGUAUGAAGAAAAUGUUUAA